Penicillium alfredii is the source of this 534-nucleotide messenger RNA. RefSeq lists its product as uncharacterized. The record is from RefSeq and is a predicted model, not a curated record. Bases 1 to 534 code for a protein of 177 amino acids. The transcript has 3 exons. Lineage: Eukaryota; Fungi; Ascomycota; Eurotiomycetes; Eurotiales; Aspergillaceae.
AUGAAGCUCAACUUGCUGGCUCUCUCCACCCUCCUGGCCGUGGCGGCUGCUGCCGACACCACCUCGGCCGAACCCUCGACCACCACGACCAGCGCGGAGGUCAAGUGUGCCAAGAGCUGUGACUCCAAGGAUCUUUGUUGUGUUGCCAAGUGCUACAAGGUCCCCUGCCCCAACGACAAUCAGGCCAAUGACACCAACAGCUGCGUGUCCGCCUGCCCCCAGGGAUCUGGCUCGCCCGCCGACACCCAGAAGUACGCCCAGUGUGAGCAGAACUGCUUCAGCUCGCACUUCUUCCCGGCCAACGGGGCUGCCACCACCAAGACGAGCACGACCGACACCACUGCCACCGGCUCUGCUGCCACCGAGACCAGCUCUGACAGCACCAAGUCGUCCGACAGCAAGACCAGCUCCACCUCGGGCUCCCCGACCAGCUCCUCGGGUGCCGCCGAGACCAGCAAUGCUGCCGCCAAUGUCAAGCUCGGUGCCUCCGCCGCCGGUCUCUUUGGUCUGGUCAUUGCGGCCUUCGCUCUGUAA